Molecule: messenger RNA, 3624 nt
Organism: Nezara viridula (southern green stink bug)
Lineage: Eukaryota; Metazoa; Arthropoda; Insecta; Hemiptera; Pentatomidae
Source: the annotation of a GenBank genome assembly
GUGAUUUUGAAUUAGCUACAUUGUAUCCUACUAGUUACUGCCUUGGAACGUCUCGUUAGGUAACAUAGAGGUAAAAAUUUAAAUCUGACAGGGGCUACUGACACUAUUAAUUGUUUACAAACAAUGAAAUCAUGGGUUGCCCCAAAUUUUUGUCGGUUUUAUUAACUAUUCUCAUUGUUAUUGCAUCUUACAUUUUUUAUCAACCUGGAACUUCAGUUCCAGGUUUAUUAGAAGCCACUGAAUUUUGGAAUAAUUUUGUUGCUCAUUUUAGAACAGUUGAUCAGUUAGUACCAAAAGAUGAUUCUAAUAAUAAUUCUGUUGACCAGAAUUCGGAAUUGCUGUUUACUGUUAAUGAACUGAAACAGUUUUCUGGAGAGAAAUCAGACAAAAUUUAUCUUUCUAUUUUGGGGAAAGUUUUUGAUGUUACUGAAGGUAAAAAAUAUUAUGGAAUAGGUGAAGGCUAUCAUGGAUUUGCAGGAAGGGACGCAAGUAAAGCAUUCAUCACUGGUGAUUUCACUGAGCAAGGAUUAAUUGAUGAUAUUAGUGAUCUUACCUUAAAUGAACUGAGUGACUUAAAAGAAUGGGUACUAAAGUAUGAAAAGGAUUAUAUCUACAAAGGGAAACUUAUUGGAAGAUUUUAUGAUAAGAAUGGAGAACCAACUAAAUACCUUAAAGACAUAGAAAAUAAAUUGCCACUUCUUUACGCUCAGAAGAAAAAUGAUGAAUUUUACAAAAUAAAUUAUCCACCUUGUAAUGCGGAGUGGACCCCUUCGACUGGAUCUAGAGUAUGGUGCUCUCAUCUCAGUGGUGGAAUAAAAAGAGACUGGAUUGGGUUUCCACGUAAAUUUCAUCAACCUGGUUCAGGUGUUACCAGAUGUGCAUGUGUCAACUUAAGGAGUGAAGAAAGCAAGAAUCUAGGAAAUUUUGAAGUUUAUGAAAAUUGUGAUCCUUAUGCUGUUUCUUGUUAUCUGAAACAGUCAUGAUUAAUUAUAAUUUAUAAGUUUUAAGUUUAAAGAAAACUAUGAUAAUUAAUUCAUAUUUGGAGUUUAUAUGUUCCUAUAUUUUUGGAGAAGGGUAAAGCACUGGACAAACCACUCCUGGUCCCAGGCUCAAGUCUAGCUGUAGCAGAUAUGUUAUCUUUUCUGCUAAUAAAUAAUAAUAAAGUAGUCAAUCGACUCCUGGACCAAACCUAGACUUUAUGAAAUGGAUAUCUGAUCCUUCACUGGGUUCGGGAAUGAACCUGAAAGUUAAGCAUGGAUAGCAGCCUAUCUGACAGUUGGUCAAGAAACUGUACUUUCUUCCCAUUUAUUUUUUUAUAUAUAUACUAGAUUAUUAUAUGUAUUAUUUAUUUUUUGUUAUAAAUGCCUUCAUAGAAAUAUGAACAGAAGUUAAACACCCACAAUCUAAGGAUCUAUUCCAUAAUAGUUGAUAGUUUUUGUAAUUAUUAAUGUUUUUUAUAUAUCAAUCUUAAGUUACAUUUUUAAUGAUAAUUAUUUGUACUUAUAAAUAUUUAUAUUUAGUAUUAUUUAAUAUUGUUAUAUUUUAUUUUUAUUUUAAAUAUAUAGUACAUGAUUAUGUAAACUUUUAUUUAUUUUUUAUUAAAUAUUCAGUAAUGACUGUAAUUUUUUCUCCGAGUUAUCCUAGAUGUGCUUUAUAUUAUUUUCUCCCCAAUAUUUCUAUAUUUCAUGUCUCCUUGAAGACCACUCAAAUGUUUGGGCAGGGAAAAUAAUAUAUUCUCUGGAAAAAGGGAGGGUAGGUAAUGAAUAACUAUGGCACCUUUUAAAAAAUGUGUUAAUUUUAUAAUAUAAAUACAAUAUUUUGAAAGUAAACAAUUUUUUUUUAUUCAAAUAUUAUUAAAAUUGUAUGGCAUUAGUGUAGAAGUUGGAAUGGAUGGUAUAAAUAAAGUUAUGCUCUACCCCACUGCAUGAGCUUCAACAUAACACUGUUAAGUUUCAGUAAUUAUUGCAUCCUUGGGAGCUAUGCAUGUUUACGCAUCACUGUGGCUUUGUCAUCAAGGGAUCUCUUAGAGUACUGUUUACUCCAUUACAAGUAAGAAGACAAGCAUGGUUCUCUAGAUGGUGUGAAACUUUUUCUUGAGUAUGAUUGUAUUUGAGAAAUUUAUUUUAAAUAAAUAAAAUUUUAACUUUUGAACCAAUUUAUAUGUGCAAGUAAAUUUAUCUGCAGAGUAGAAUCAAGAAUAGCUUUGUAAGAGGAUUCUGGAACAUUUAGUUUUCCAUUAUUAAGUAGAGUUAGAUUGGCUCUUCACCUCCUUUUGUAAACAAUAUUUCCUAGGUACAUUCUUUUAAAAAACAAUACACUAUAUGUCUAAGUCUAAGAUGAAUAUUUGGAAUACCUACUCUAAUAAAUAAAUGUUACCAAAGUAAAUUAUUAAUCACAUUUUUUAAAAUACUAAAUAGGAGAGAGAUAUUCUGUUGAUUAAUUUAUAACUUUUUAUAUAAGAAUAUCUCAAAAGAUUAAGAUCACAACACUAUACUUAAUAAAGAAAACAAUUUUCAUUAAUAGAAAAGUUUAUUAUAGUUUCAAUGUGAAAUAGCAAUUUUAUUACAGGGUAGCAUAUGACAGGUUGUUAUAGAAACAUGAUUAUGAUACAACUUCUUAUAUUUAUUGGGGUAAAGCUGCAGUAUUUACAGAUCCAGUAACGAUUAAAAUAAAUUUUAAAUGCAUUCAACUCACUAAAUUAAACCAAUUAACCAUAAAUAAUAGGUUUUGUAAACCAAUACAAAAAUAAGAAAAAUUAUAUAAAUGACCUUAAUACUAGUAAUUAAAAAAAAUAAUGACAUUUGGAAAUGAUUCAAUGAUAUAUUCUUUUUAAAAAAAUGUACAGUCUUUGUAAAUGUAAAGUCUGAAAUUAACUAAAAUUACUUUUAUAAACAUUUAAAUGCUACACAAUUUAAUGUCAUAAACUGAUCCUCUUCAGUCUUUAAAUUUUCUGGUUAAUACAAAAAUACUAGCAACAUAUUAAAAGGAUUACUUGAAAAUAAAAGAAAACUCCUGAAGGAAUGAUUUCUAAGUUAAAAUAAUAAACAUUAAACUUGGCAUUAUUGAUCCAAAUUUAUUGAUUGAACAAAGAAAAUAAACAACUCAGGUUUAUAAAUCCAUUUUCCAAAAUUGUCUUUGAACCUCUUGAACACGAGCUUCGGCAAUGCGAUCUAAAAUUUUUUUUGCUUUAGCUUUACGUUUUUUUAAUUUGGCUUUAGAUACAAACUGUGAAAAAGAUAUAGCUCUUUUGGCUUUUGAAACACUAAUUAAUACAACUUUUCCAUUUUCUUUAAUAGGUUCUUCAAAAAUAGUUUCUAGAUGUUGACGCUUAAAAGGGCCUUUUCCCUUAAUUACAUUGUGAAGAACUUUUUUAAUAUUCCCUUCUAUAUCAGUACAGGGUCUUUUGUGAGGUCUCAAAUUGAAUCUUCUAUUAACUUGUUUCUCGCAUGGUGUUGAUGGGGCACUGAAACUUUCUUUAACAUCCACAGUUUCAUUAUUUUCUUCUUCAGGAAUUUCAUUAAUUGUCUGUAAUUGUGUUUGAGAAGUUUCUGGAAAUACCUCUUGAAAUUCAACAUCCAUUUUUAGACCUUCCAAAUACCUUUAUCCUGGAACAAAAAUUAAUCA